AUGUCAGCACCGUCUAAAAAGAGGCCCCAUACCUGGAAAGUUCGUUUUUUCGUUUUUAAAUCCUUGUGAAUUUCCUGAAACUUGAGGGAUACCAUUUCAGAAGAUUCUGGAUCAAAAAAUAAAAGAAAAUCUUAGGAAUUUUGAAAUUUAGUCGAGUUAGACGCCUUAGAACCGCCAAAAAUCGUGUUUUUCUUCUUCAAAGGAUCAUUUUGACACAUUAUAACCCGAGAAAAAACAAAAAAUGCCUGAAAAUACAUUUUCCAUGAGAACCAGGGUACCUUAAAAAACGAUUCAGCCAAAAAAUUCAAAAAAAUCUCAAAAACCCGAUUUUUAACUGAAAAUUUGUCAAGAAAAAUGAUAAUUUCGGUUGAUUUUGAGGGGUAUAACUCGAGAAAAAACGAAAAAUGUUUGAAAAUACAUUUUCUAUUUAAAAUCAAGGUGCUUUAAGAAACGAUUCAGCAAAAAAAAACCAGAAGAACCGAAUCCUAACUGAAUUUUGGUUGAUUUUGAGGGAUCGCUUGGUUUUUCGAAUCGAGGAUAUUGUCAAUUCCGAUCAGGAUACGAUGCCCGAGCAUUCCGGGCGAGGUUUGAACUGUUUUUUGUUAUUUAAAUGUUCUUGGUCGCAUUUGGAAUGGUUCUAAGCGUCGCGUUCGCGUUGCGGCUUGAGGAAAAAGAAACUGGAAAAAAAUAAUUUUUUUUCUCCAAAGUCCAUUCACCCCUGGCUUUGUUAGUAGGAAAGUGUAUCACUGUCUAAAUCUCUUCCAUUCCCGCGCUAUUUCCUAUAAAAGCUCAUUUUUUUUGAUUUUCAAAAGCUUUUCACGGCUUGUUUGGGUCUUGACACGAUUAGCGAAAUAGUGUGAAUAAAUAAGAGGUUCAGACAUCUCUAUGGUAUUUAUCUCAACUAGUCGUAAUCGAUCGAGAAAAUAGUCCUGGCAAGAUUUUUACAGUAACCCAUACUUUACGGAAUAAGAAAUAGACACGUCAUUCGUCGAGACUGGAAGCUGUCUGACAUGUCUGCGCUCUCUUUUCUCUCACCCUUCAACUCGCCCCUGGGUAACGAGAACCAGACGUGCUUCGGAUGUUUCUGAGAAGUUCUAGGGACCCCUUAAGAGUUCUGUCGCUACUAAAGUGGUCCCUAGAGCUGUCCCGACACGUCCGCUUCGCGUUACGAAGAGCCGAGAAAGAGCGUGUAAACACGAGAGAGCGCAGAGAAAUCAGAACUUUCGUCUCAAGAUGCGUAAGCCGUUUAGAGUCGGGCACGUCCUAAAAAAAGCCGCUCCGCACUUUGAGCCAUUCCAAAUGCGGUCAGAACCAUCAAAGUCGCUCUUUUAGGGACAGAAGAACUGUGCGGAUUACCCUCGUCGGUACAUCGCGUUGUCGUUCUCGUCAGACAUGCCGAAAUGGUUCCUAAACUAUCCUUCCUUCAAAAAAAAAAAAAUUAAACUUGCAGCAAAUGCCGCCAUCCGACAAGCCGAGCGUCAGCAAGAGGGUUUUCUCUCUUUAAACCGUCUGACUAGCCUGCGCUCUCUUUUCUCUCGCUAAGAGAGCGCAGACGAGUCAGAUUGCUUCGAUAAAAUGUCCGAAUUCAGAAAGGAAAAACCGAGAAGAAACUCCCGUCGGCAAGGUCACCAGUGCCACAGCUGAGUUCGCCAACUGCGGUUAAUUUUGAUUUGUGCAAAAAUGGGUGCAAAAAGGCUGCUGAAAGGGUUCCGUUUGGCGGCCUUUAUUGAGCCUUUCUUUCUUGGUGGGCUGAAAUUGAAGCUCAAACUCCCUUUUUAUGAGCUGGAGCAGGUCAGGCUCAAGUUUGAUCUUGCUCAGAAAAAAGCCAUAUUUCUGGAGCUUGACCCGAAUAGUUCCCUCCACUGAGCUCGAUUUCGAGAAAGUACUGUUUUAAAUCUUUCUUUAGAGCUGGACCAGCUCAAGUUCCUCUCUUGAGCUAUUUUGUUCUGUUGGAUGAGAUUCAAGUUUUUUUUAUGAGCUGGACCAGCUCUAACAUUUUUCUGAUCUUUUUUUGGUUCAGUGAAGCUCAAACCCUCUUUUUAUGAGCUGGAGAAGGUCAGGCUCAAUUUUGAGCUUCUUCCUUUUUGCAGCUAGUCCAGAUCAAGCUCUCAGGAGUUUUUCUUUCAAAAAGAUUUUUCGAAAUUUCUAUUGGAUUUUUUCAAACUUCUAGGAACGCGCCGGAGCUCUCGUGACCAGACAACUGAUCGCUCUGCCUGCAAAGUUCAAGCAUAUCGUCUGCGCGCCUCAGCUCGAAGCCAUCCAGAUAGCCAUCGCCGUCAAUAAAAGCCUCAUAGGCAAGUUUGGAUCAUUUCUUGGACGGGAGUACUCGCGGAUGAAACCGUCGCUCGCCAGUUUAACUCCAGCAGAUCACACGAAACGUUUAAAAAACAUCCUGUGAUUAUAGCUGAUUCACGGGUGGCUUGAGCCAUCGAAAAACGGGUCCUGACACGAAUAUGCACGAAACAGCGCAGUGUCGCGGAUGCUACCGCCUUUCAACCGUUUGGAUAGUGUCAAUCACCCAAAACUUUUUUUGCCGCAUGAUAGACCCUGUUUAGACCAGUAUAUCUGCGAAAACGCAAAAUUACGCGCCGAGUCCCCGUUCGGGUCCCGCGGGUCGUCCGAACUGUUUAAAAGACUAAAACCCAACGUAGAAUGCCCGUUUUGUAAAAUUAUGACCUAUCCGUGCUAUUGGCUAGGGGUUCCAAGACUCGAAAAAAUGUCUAGAACGGCUCAAAAUUGCUCUGCGUUUUUGCGGUUUGAGAAAAAUCUGCCCAAAAUUUCCAUUUUUCAGAAAAGUCAGAAAAGUCGCAAGUGGUCGUAGAGCAACACUUGGCUGAGCCUUCCUCGGGUUCUGUAAGUUUUUUUUUUGGCACAAAAAAAUUAUCUUUUGUUUUCCCUUUUCGACCUGCUACACACUCCACAUGUCACACUUGUAGUCCUCUGAUUUCUCUGCGCUCUCUUUUCUCUCGGUCCUUAGCGGCGAGAGAAAAGAGGACGCAGACAGGUCAGACUCCUCAAAGUAAUAUGAAUGAAGUAUGAAAAAAAACUUCAAAAUCAAGUUUUUAAAAGAAAGACUUUUCGCCUGCUACACACCCCACAUGUCACACUUGUAGUCCUCUGAUUUUUCUGCGCUCUCUUUUCUCUCGGUCCUUAGCGGCGAGAGAAAAGAGGGCGCAGAAAAGUCAGACUCCUUAAAGUCAUAUGAAUGAACUAGCCUCGAAAUCAUUUUCAGCACCGUUUUCCAAACUUCAAGCAAUUGUCGAAGAUGGAAGUCAUCAGCGGACAAAAAUUGUUGCAUCCGGGGCCGGAAAAAGUCGAGGAGGCCGUCAAACGCAUCGAGACUAUUUUUGAAAAGUUUUAGCCCAUUCCUUUAUUUUUUUCGAUGGAAAAGCUCAGGAUCACGGCCCGUUACUCUGGGAAUUUGGUCAUCUUUUGCGGGCCGAAUUGUUUGGAAAUCCUAACGGAGGUUAUAACGAAGAAGAAAACUCUACGCAUGCAAUCCAAGGCUUUCCAGGCGUUCGUGUUUUACAAAAAAGUAAGGAGGACUUUUGGAGUCUGACCUGUCUGCGCCCUCUUCUCUCUCAGUAGCACAGCGAGGGAGAAGAGAGCGCAGAGAGAUCAGACAGUGGCUUUCUCUGCGCCUUCCUCAUCCCUAGAAGUCUCUCUCAUGUUUAUGUGCUAUUUCCAUGUUUCUCUGACCUCGCCGGUAAGAGUGAAGAGUGCGCAGAGAGAUCAGAAAGUUGGCUUCUCUGCGCCCUCCUCAUCCCUAGAAGUCUCUCUCAUGUUCACGUGCUAUUUCCAUGUUCUUCUGACCUCGCCGGUGAGAGAAAAGAGGGCGCAGAGAGAUCAGACAGAUUUUCAAAAAAAUCGUAUAAGCCCCUGUAAUGGAAAAUAGACCAUCAUUGGAAAAAGAAAAACUUUAAAAUGACCACUUUGGAGCCUCCUAGUGAUAACUUAAGGGAUCUUGAGAUUCUUGCCCUUUUUCGGUCUCACUUGGCACCAAAAAAGUCAAUAAAAAAGGGGCGUGGCCAGCCAAUUAGAGACUCAGUUCGUUAGGGCGCACUUUAGACUGAAAAUGAUGCUUUAAAAAUAUUUCUUGAACUAAGUUAGAGAUUACAGGAAAAGGAGAGUGCGUGGGAGAGAGCAGAGAAGCCGUGA
Messenger RNA from Caenorhabditis auriculariae, 4158 nucleotides. The record is from the annotation of a GenBank genome assembly. NCBI's taxonomy places the organism in Eukaryota, Metazoa, Nematoda, Chromadorea, Rhabditida, Rhabditidae.